GGCGCAGCAGGCUGAUUAAGAGCGACUUCCUUCCUCCGUCGGUGCACUAGCAUGGAACUGGGAGUUUAUAAAUACGAGUUAAAAACUUUCUCAACCAAAGAAGCCUAUAUACUGCUGGAACGCAAAAGAACUUAAUCCACAACCAAGGUUUAAACAUGAAGAAAGUAACGGGAUUGUUUCUUGUCGUGUUGGUUUUCCUAAUGGGAGGAAGCGGCGGGAUAGAACCGAAUAGCGGUUACUGCAUUGGCAACCAGUGUUUCACGGUAGUCCAAGACCCCAGCGAUUUCACAACAGCGCGGAAUCAAUGUAGAGAUCAAGGUGGUCACUUAAUGACAGUGCGCUCAACUGUAUCACAUGAUAUUCUUUUUAUCUUGCUGGGGAACUUUAUGGGGCGGUUCUGGAUCGGUUUACACCGAAAGACCGACUGUCCAGAUGCGGCGGCUGGUCUGAAAGGCUUCCAGUGGGUGACCAAAGACAGCGAAAGUGAACUCUUCAACUGGGCGCCAAGUUUUGACAGCAGCUGCUCUUCUCAUCGCUGCGUCUCAGUUUCCAAAGAGAGUGAGUUUAAAUGGAUCCAGGAACCAUGUGGCGAACAGGCGGCCGGGUUUCUCUGUGAGUACAGCUUCAGUGACCCGUGCAAAAGUCUCCCGGUUGCAGAGGGCGAGUCUGUCACCUACAUGACCCCCAUGGGGUUUGGGGGCGAGGAUGUGCUGUCUCUUCCCCCGAGAAGCAUCGCUACUCGGGUGCCAUAUGAGACUAAAUACAUCUGCUUCUCCGAGCAGUGGCUGCAGGCGCCCUGGAGCUGCGAGAUAUUCGAAGGCGGGUGUGAGCACAAAGGCGCAGUGGACCCAAAACAGGUCCCCUCUUGUUACUGCCCAUCGGAACAAACCGUCAAAUGUGCAAAUAAAGUCAAGUGCGGAGUGGCCACAGACGACUCGUGCGUAGCCCUGAGCUGCGAGCACGCCUGUUACAAGAACGGAGAUUCCUACGCAUGUAGGUGUGACCACGGCUUUAAGCUGGCGGAGGACGGCAGGUCAUGCGUGGACUUCAAAGACUGCACGGACCAACGGCAGUGUCCCGGGGAGAAUUUCAUGUGCAUCAAUACCAUCGUUGGGUUUCAGUGCGUCUGCAAGGAUAGAUACUUGAUGACCGGCGGCCUUUGCGUCGACGAGGACGAGUGCGUGUCCGCUCCAUGCGAGCACAUGUGCACCAACACUCCUGGUAGCUACACUUGCUCAUGUUAUGAUGGAUAUAAAGUGGACCCAGAGUCACCGAAUAAGUGUAAACUUCACUGCGGGAAGGAAGAAUGCGCUGCAGAGUGCGACUCGAAUGAUGCGUCCCAGUGCUAUUGCCCUGAUGGUUAUAUAGCAGAGGAAAGAAACGACCAUACGGUUUGCAUAGACAUUGACGAGUGCUCUUUCAAUUAUUGUGAUCAAAAAUGUGAAAACACAUUCGGCAGCUAUGUGUGCACAUGCUCUCUAGGAUAUACGCUUGUUGACCAUUUCAGGUGCGUAAAAAACGAGGAUGAUACGGACACAGAUGGAGAGUUUGAGGGCUCCGAAACAAAUACAACCCAAGACAUCCCCACAACACCAUAUUUACCAUAUCCUGAUCCGACAAGGCAGCCAUCAGCGGUGACAGUGGGGGGGCUUGUCGGGAUAAUACUGCUUACUGUCUUUUUUGUUGUGCUGGUGGUUUUUCUGGCUCAUUACAUUGUUAACCGCAGAGGGAAGAUGGAAAGCACCAGUGCGCUCAAAGCUCACGAGGGUGAGGUUCACGCUUUACAGCAAGUGACGAGUGAUACUUAUUAAAAGAAAAAGGGAACAGUGUCAGAGAGACAGAUAAGGCAAAACGUGAUGUACAGAUCAAGCCUCAAAAACAAAACUACAUAGACAAUAUUGGACAGGGUAUGAAGAAUGAAGAUUUCAUGCAAAACAAUAGGAGGUCAGGAACUUUGGUAAUGUCAUAGGUCACUAUAACCUCAAAAGAAAACAGAAAUUGUAUGCAAACAACUAAGGUUUUCUUUGAGGAAGGAUAUUCACUGCCUGGGAAGACUGGUUUUAUCUACAAUUAAACUUUCAUACAACAGAUCAAAUUGAUUUAAGAAUGACAAAGAACUUUGUUUUCUAAAGGUUGUGGAGAAACAUUAUUAAUUUAUAAAAAUGUGAAUGAAGGAGAAGUCUGUUUUUUUCAUUUGAUUCCAGCCUCAGACGCAUGCUGACUGCCCCACCAUGUGGAGGAAAAAAGCGAAAUACAGGUCAUCCGUGCACAGACCCAGCUGCAGAAUUUAUUUCAUAUAAUGUCUCAUUUUUUGGAAUGAACAAUGUAACAUGUGCACAUUCCCUCACAAUAAUGAACCACAUGAAACCUAUAUCUUCCCCACACAUAUUUAAUACACAUAAGCCAAGAUUACAACAUGACAGGGAUAAAUGUUGAUGUAUUGAACAGGAACUUCUGAAACGUCACACCACACAAAGUAAAGACAUAAACUAUAAGCAAUAAUACAUGGAUUAUAACUAAAAUAUAAUCUCCUUUGGAUUCCUUGGGCUAUAUUUCAUUCUUGAUUCCCUGUACCCUAUUAUGUAUUUUAGAAGACUAUAGAAAUGUCACAGCAAAACUAGCCCUGUCUUUACUAUUUUAUAUUUACUAUCACAGAAUAGCAGGCAGUAGUAGUUGUAAAUGUAGUGGUAGUAGUCAGAGAUGGCAGAAGAACUCAGAUGCAGUAAGUAAAAGUAACAAUACAACAAUGUAAAAGUACUCCACUACAAGAAACCUUUACACCAGUAAGUAAAUGCAUAUUAACAGCAAAAUGUAAUUAAUGUAUCAAAGAAAAGCACUUAUAGCAGUAAACUGUCCCAUGUGAUUGAUCUAUUAUUAUAGAUUACAUUAUUAGAUUGUUAAUACUGAUGCAUCAAUAUGUAAAAGGCAUUUUCAUGUUGCAGCGGGGCAAAGUCUAUAUCAUUUUAAUUACUUCAUAUACAUGUACAGUUUAAUACAGUUUUCCCAAAUGAUGGGUUGGCCCCCCUCCAUAUAUAUAUAUGUCUUAUAUUACUAUCUAACAUCAUUCCAUGUAAUUGGACAAUUGGCAAUUGAUCCUUUUCAUGGCCAGGUGUGGUCUGUUCCCUCAUUAUUUCAUGACAAAUUAAGCAGAUAAAAGGUCUGGAGUCGAUUCGAGCUAUUCAUGGGAACUCUCAAUAUGUAGUCCAACAAGGUAUCAAUGCAAAUCAAGGAGGUCACCAGUAGGCUGAAAGAACAAAACAAACCUAUCACACAAAUAGCAAAAAACUUUAGGGGGGGCCAAAUCAACAAUUUGGUACAUUCUAAAAAAGAAGGAAUGCACUGGCAAGCUCAGCAACAUAUCAAAAGGCUUUGAAGACCACAGAAGACAACUAAAGUGGAUGACCGCAAAAUUUUUUCCUUGGUGAGGAAAAACUCUUCACAACAUUUAGCCAGGUUAUAUAUACCAGCCAGGUAUAUAUAACUGUGUAUAAAUAUAUUUAUAUAUAUUUACAGGGGCUGGUAACUUCCAGUUUUCGCCCAGCACUUCUAAAGCUCAUUAAUUAACAUGUUAUAUCUUGUAAACUUGGGUUUUUGUACAGAUUUAAAAAAGACUUAAACAAUGCUGCUUUAUGCAAUGCUAAACUACCUGGCUGCUGGUUCCAGCA
Molecule: messenger RNA, 3665 nt
Organism: Xiphias gladius (swordfish)
Lineage: Eukaryota; Metazoa; Chordata; Actinopteri; Istiophoriformes; Xiphiidae
Product: thrombomodulin-like
Exons: 1
Coding region: 156-1811 (551 amino acids)
Biological process (GO): cell migration
Cellular component (GO): extracellular matrix; external side of plasma membrane; membrane
Molecular function (GO): calcium ion binding; extracellular matrix protein binding; transmembrane signaling receptor activity
Source: RefSeq, a predicted model, not a curated record